AUGGCUUUGGUAUGUGCAAAGCGAGCUUUGCUGGAGAUGAUGCUCCUCUGGCUGUGUGCCCCUCCAUUGUUGGGAUGCACAAGAGACCAGAGUGUCAUAGAGGGAAUGGGACAGAAGGACAGUUGUGUUGGUCAUAAGGCCCAGAGCAAGAGGUAUCCUGAUUCUGAAAUAUCCCAUUGUCCCUGUUGGGAUGACAUGAAGAAAAUCUGGCAUCCUACCCUCUACAAUGAGCUUUGUGUAGCCCCUGAGGAACGCCCAGUUCUGUUAGUUGAAGCUUCCUUAAAUCCCAAGGCCAACAGAGAGAAUAUGACACAGAUCAUGUGUGAGACUUCCAACACCCCAGUCAUGUAUGUUGCUAUUCAUGCCAUGUUGUCACUGUAUGUCUCUGAUCAUACUACUGGUAUCAUUAUGGAUUCUGGUGAUAGUGUCACCCACAUUAUGCCCAUCUGUGAGGGUUAUUCCCUUCUCUAUGCCAUCUUUCAUCUAGACUUGGCUGGCUGUGCCUUGACAAAUUACCUCAUGAAGAUACUGACAGAAAGAGGGUAUAAUUUCACACCCACAGCUGAAAAGGAAAUUGUUCGUGACACUAAGGAGAAGCUGUGCUAUGUUGCCCUGGACUUUGAAUAGGAGACGACUGCUGUUAUUUCAUCUUCUUCCCUAGAGAAGAGCUGUGAGCUUCCUGAUGAUUAUUGGCAAU
Messenger RNA from Vombatus ursinus (common wombat), 697 nucleotides. RefSeq names its product actin, cytoplasmic 1-like. The transcript has a single exon. The record is from RefSeq and is a predicted model, not a curated record. Bases 1 to 627 code for a protein of 208 amino acids. NCBI's taxonomy places the organism in Eukaryota, Metazoa, Chordata, Mammalia, Diprotodontia, Vombatidae.